Molecule: messenger RNA, 5451 nt
Organism: Ceraceosorus guamensis
Lineage: Eukaryota; Fungi; Basidiomycota; Exobasidiomycetes; Ceraceosorales; Ceraceosoraceae
Exons: 2
Coding region: 310-5295 (1661 amino acids)
Source: RefSeq, a predicted model, not a curated record
UGGUGCUCGCACAAGCUUUGCGUCUGCGUUUGCGUUGCGCCCUUCUGCAGCGGCCGUACCACACACUCACAGCACUCGCGCGCGCGAGAAGCCAUGCGCUCAGGCCUCUUCCUUCUUUCUCAUCCAUCGUGACGCUCGUGACUGCAAACCUGGCCAUCGCCCAUCACUGAGCUUCACUCGAGCGUGCAGCUGCCCGACUCUCAACUACACAGACACACCUCUUCAUCCCACACCUCCGUCUUUGGCUUCAAUGGCGUGCAUCUAGACCACAGCGAGAAGCAUCAUCCAAGUGGGAGCUGCAACGGCAUCAUGUCUCUCGGCAAUGCGCACACCGAAUCAGCAGCGAUGAGCCGGCCGGGCUCGGAUCCCCUACGACCGCACUGUGAUCUGCGAUUGCCCUCAUCUCGUCACAGCAACAGCAAUGGACUUGCCGCUGGUCUUGGCCGUGCACCAGAGUUAGAAGAAAGCGCUGCUUUGUUGAUCGCAAGCUUGCACCGAGCUGCAGAAGUUGCGCGAUUUCAAUGGCGCACACAGCAAGCCGCUGCUGCUGCUGCUGCUGCCGCCAACGCGGCUUCUGCUGUGAGCAGCACUCACGCGAGAAGUGUCGCAGGUCGCUACCACCCCAUAGGCUCUAGCAUCCAACGUGCGACACGACCAUCCAGCGAUCAGUAUGCUCUAUUGCCUGCCGCUGCCUCUCGCUCUCUCAGAGCAGCUCAGGGUGGCGACCGUGCGGAUAUGCUCAACGCUGCUGCAGCUAGCCGCUCGGCACGACGUACGGACUGGCUGACGGAUUCCGAUGAUGAGACGAGCGAAGAUAGUUGGGAUGACGAUCAGGAAGAUCCAUCGAGUGCUGCCAUCAUACGUGCCACUCUAAAUUCGGCCAACAGGUCGGAGAACAGGCCAGACAUCCCACCAGCUCCCUUGCGCGACCAGCCGACGUCAGAGCCUGGCGCCGCUUCUUCUUCCUCGACGUACCGCGCCCUGUCCGGCUUUCCAACGGAUGAGACGGAAGCUCAGGUAUGGGACAGAAUGGUCGAGGAGUUGGCGCGCACUUCGUCGUACCCGCCAUCCAACUCCAGCAUCGCAGCAGGAAGCAUAAUUUCUGGCCGCACCGCAUUUUCUCAAAGGCAGCUACCGCAUCCGGUUUGGGCUAGGCGAUAUCCCGGUGCGCCCGGCACCUGGCUGAGAGCCGAACUAGCAAGACGAUCAGCCAGCACUCGCGAACGGGAGCGCAACCCUGCAGAUUCCUCCACUGGUAUCAGGCCCUGGGACGAGCUUCUGCGUCGCUCCCAAGAGCCCGAGCCCGAGACCGAGGCCGAACGCGCAUCUUCGCAAGACACCCAUGGAACCGUGCGCAUCCAUGCUGGUCCUGCAGCCGAAAGGUCGCCUCCAAGCUACAACAUCCGCACCACCACUGUUGGCGCACUCUUGGACGCACAAAGCGCGGAAACGGUGUCGCAGAUGGAACCUAGCUGGCAACGGUGGGCUCGCACCGUCUCGACUCAACGACCGACCGCUCAAGACAGUAAUGCCGUGCUACGAGUAGCCAGAACACCUCCAGACGAAAGACCCUCCACUCGUGACAGCGACGUCUCUCGGAGAACGUCUGUCAAUGAAGAAGCGAGACGAGUCGCAGCUGCGACUGAACGUGUAGCCCGGCUCGCUCAAGUGCAGAGACAGCGCCGGGAACAGCGCGACGUUGCGCUUGCUGAAGCUCGAGCAGCGGGCACGCUUUCUACGGAGGAUCACGGAGCAAGAGAACGGAGUCGUGCUUCUCGUGGUGGGCUAGCUUAUCUGCAGAGACUGCGCGAACUGGAUGGGCUCAGCCCUUCGCACGACUCUUCUGACGCAGAAGCUCCUGACACGGCGCCAGAAGCUCGACCUCACGACAUUUUUCCGUGGUACGAUCCGCCAACUCGUGGCGGCCCAGCAGUGCGAAGCGCAACUUCGGUAAAUUGGUUCGAAGCGGCGCGAGAGAGGCGUGAAGCGCAGAAUCGAGCGGCCGAGGAGGAGUUGGCUGCAGCAAAUGCAGCGCGCGAACGAUAUCCCGGUGUGCCAGCUGACCUUUGGGCCGAAGAAGCGCAAGAACAAGAGCCCGGUCUCGAUGAUGCGCAAGUCCAGCCUAGGGUGCGCCCACAACGAACGGGUGCCGAGCAGCGUCAUCGCAACCGUACUGCUACUGUAGUGGCCUCUCCUCCGCUAGUGGACAGCGGAAUUGGUGAAGCUGCGCGCACCAUGCGCACUGUAGGCAAUGGAUGGACCCUAGUUGGUCCUCCGACUACCUCGGAAGCGGAGGAGGCACCAUCGAUGAACAGGUCAGCGUCGCACACCACUUGGCUCACUGGCCCCGCUCAGCCCUCGCGCCGCCUCAGCGCCUCUCCUCUGCCGCUUGAACUUCCGCUCUCUCCUCCCAUCCUUCCCAGCGCGACGGCAAUCUCUCAGCCAGGCUCUCAGCGACCAGCCUCUCCGGACGCACCGGCCAACGACCCACGUCUUCUUAGGCGUCCCCGUCGCCUGCCAAGUCUGACGACAGCCGAGGUCGAAGCUUCGGGCGUUCGCAGCGGCACUGCUUCACCGACUGACGACGCUCCUGCGAGACCGAUGCCUACCUUUGGCACGCCGGCCAGGAGAGCAGAGUACUUGGGAAUGGGCAGCUGGCGAAGAUCUACGAGCCCUGGUGUACAGGUCAUUGACGGUGAUCUCGGCCGAGCUGAAGGCGGUAGCUGGAGCAACUCUGCAGCUGCAGCUGAUUUUGAACGCCGAACGCGCGAAAGCGCCUCUGAGCAAGACACUUCCCCAGUACCCUCGCCAAACUCGAUCGCAGAUGCUGCAGAGGAGGCUGCAAGCGUCGGCGCUCUUACGCGACUCACUGGGGCAACGUUGGACAGCAUCGAAGGACAGACCACGCCACAGCUUCGUCCACCACCUAGCGGCGCGCGAGGCGAAGCAUUGACGGAGCGUGCACGAGCGGCAUUGGCGCAGAGUCGGCGCUUGCACGACGUUGGUCAGCGCCUCACGCAAGAGCUCUUGAGCCGCGAAGCUUCCCUUCGACACCGAGAGGAACACUUGCGUGCAGAGAUUGCUCGGCGCAGAAACGCGAGUGACGAGCAACGCCGACGUGAAGGUCGCAUCGGUCGCGUCCUCGCACCUGACGAACUUGGCGCCGUCGGCGCAGUCGAGCGCGAAGGGACAACUUUGCUCGUACGAAGACGUACGAUUCGCGACUCUGCGCCGGGUCUGCGGCCUUAUCAGCGCCAGGAUCCUCGUCGUACUCUGAGCACGCAUGACAACUCUUUGGACCUCGCUACGCCAACGGUCGAGCCACCUACCAGCUCCGCGAGAGUCGGCGCCCCUCAAAGCCAGGUCGAUCAAGAAGACAAGAUGUAUGAGGGUGGAAACGCCAACGAGGAGCGCGCCACAGCUGAAACAUCCAAUGCAGCUUUACCAGACUCGUCGCAUUCUGCGUCUCCCUCGAUGGCGAGCACUAGCCGAUUAGAGUCCAGUACGAUUUCCCCCUCAAUCCCGUUUGGAUCGACAUCGCUCGUUCACGCGCAAGACGUCUCUGCGAUGCCGGCCUCGGCAGUGGGCCUGUUGCAGACAGUCGAUGAGGUUUCGCGCUCGCAGUAUAUUGCGGCGACUUAUGCAAGGCUACGCAUGUGGGAACGUCGCGUGCCGACUCAGCCCGCCCUACCCUCGACCGAAGGCAGCGAGCUCUAUCCGCUUCGCUUUGAGCUGUUUGCCAUUUCGAACACUGCGCCAGAGAGCACGUCCGAAGACAAUUCUAUCCUGCGCGCCCACUCUCGCAACCUGCUCUGGAAUGACGACACUGCCGUCACUUUUCCGCGCUCGAGGAAUGUAGACAUUGGCCUGCGCUUCCUGGCCUGCGUGCCAAGCGCGUCUGGUUCGCGGCCGGCAGGCGAUGUAGCUGUGUCCGAAGCUGUUCGAGCUGAGCGCGACCUCACCACACCUCUGCUGCAGCAGGGUGGCGAGCCAGGGCGCUCGACGUCGGUCAGCGCCUCGAACGUUGCGUCCGCAUCUCGUCCUGCGGCGCCCGACCUGCUCAGCGACUUUCUGACGGGCUCACCGCCGCGCCACAGACCUCACCUCACCACUCGUCAGAUCAACCUGCUUUCCCGUCUAGUAGCGGCCCGAAGCGCUGGAUCGCGAGAGGAUCGGCUAGCAGCGAUCUCCUCAUUGACUUCGGAUGAAGUGGCAGACCUUCGAAGACUGUUCUCAUCCUCGACAUUGGAGGAAUUGCGCACUCGCGUUCAAGCCACGCGCGAGGAGCGAUCUGGAUCACGCCACGCUCUCAUGGACAGCGCUCGAGACUCUGAGCACCGAUCCGCACUGCAUCGCGUCGCACGAGAGGCGAUCAACAGCGCUUCUCACGCCGGCGGUGUGCAGCUCACGUCGGCUCAACGCGCUCUGAUCGAGCAAGUCGCAGGAGCAUCCUCCACGCCGCCGUCGGCCGAGCAGCUCCCUUCGGACGCGUUGCAAGAUCUGGCUCCUCUGAUUGCCAGCCGUGCGCGAUCGAUAGCUCAACACGCUGUUCGACAUGUUGGAGAAGAAUCUGUGCUGGCCCAGACACCUGUGUGCACGCUUUCGCGCCUCAUCGUCAAAGUUCCACGCCGAGCUGGACGAUCGGCAGCCAAGGAAGGACUUGUUUUCGUUAGCCACCGACCCAUCACUACCGCCAUGUUGGAGCGCUGGAACGAUUGCACGCAGACUGAGCUCGAAGCUGCUGCGCAACGAGAGGGAUUCUGCUUUGCCAGCAACGUCGCGGAGGAAAGCACGGGCAGACGAAACGCGAGCCCGAUUAGCACAUCGUCUGCUGCGAGACGCAGUACACCCAACACGCGCGACAGGUGGGACGACGAUCCGGAGCUGGGAGUUCCUCUGGCUUUCCAGCUGGACAAUGCUAUGCGACCUCCGACGGCCACUGAGCCCGCCUUUCUCAGGGAUCGAACAACGCUUCAUCCCGUAGGCUUCUUUCGCAUUCCGACCUCAGCGACUGCAACGCUAGAUUUUUCCGCAAUGGCGCAGCACGUCGUGAGGUCCGACACCAGGCGCCAAAACGGCGCUGCUAGCAGCGCGGUCGAGAUCAGCAGCGGCGUUUCUGGGAGCUACAUUGCAAUCAAGAUUCUGAACACGCACGAGAGCGACCUGCCCUCGUCUGCACGCAGGCGGCAAGAUGCUGCUGGUAGCGCACAACAAUCCACUUGCGCCGUCCAGUGGAUCGGAGCUCAUGGCGUUGCUGGAGUGCGCAGCAGCGCAACGGGAGCUUGGUUCGAUUGAUUUGAAGGGCUUUUUGUAGAUAGGAGACGAGACACCCUUGCUUCGGAAGCACUUUCGACCCUCGCUCACAUUCCACUCACCUUCAUGUCACCCUCUUUUUUGUCGUGAAUGCGCCGUCAAUACGCCUUUUUCGCAAUUUCAUGGUCAUCAACGAGC